CCGGAAGAUACACACGUACAUAUAGCGGCACGCUCCGGCCCGGUUAGCACAUUGAGAGUCCGAACCUUCCAUGUACGGAAACACCGUCACUAGCUCCAACACCAUGGCGCAAGAAAUCCCCAGCGAGUACGGCCUCGACAUGGACGAGAGAGAUCCUAACAACUUGAACGAGCACACUAAGGUUCUGUUCGAAGACGUGUUUGCGGAACCUGAGGGCACGCACAGCGCGGACGGCGUCUGGCGCUGGUCCUUCAAGUGUUACAACGGGAGCAAGUCCUGCUGCUACAAGACGCUGACGUACAUCUGCGCCCUGCCCGUGGCCUGCUGCUGGGGCUGCGAGUUCGCCUGUCUCAGCUUCUGCCAGAUCUGGGCCAUGAUCCCCUGCAUCAAGACCUGCAACAUCACACUGGCCUCCGUCAAGAAGGUGUGGGGGUCCUUCUGGCACACUUGCUUGGAUCCCUGCACCGAAUCCUGCGCGCUCUGUCUCAGCAGCAUCAAGAUCACGCAACAGUCGGCUUAAAGACUGGGUUUUGGAAGGUGGAGAACCGAAUAAAGAGACUCGUUUUUACACAACCAAGUGUUCAGUAUUCAGCCGACGUUUCGGUGACCGUCUGUCACCUUCCUCAGGGCAAUAUUCUGACUGUUUCACAUUG
Molecule: messenger RNA, 653 nt
Organism: Branchiostoma belcheri (Belcher's lancelet)
Lineage: Eukaryota; Metazoa; Chordata; Leptocardii; Amphioxiformes; Branchiostomatidae
Product: caveolin-3-like
Exons: 2
Coding region: 71-520 (149 amino acids)
Biological process (GO): caveola assembly
Cellular component (GO): caveola
Molecular function (GO): molecular adaptor activity
Source: RefSeq, a predicted model, not a curated record